GACGUUUACUGCAGGAAGUCAGUGGGUAGGAUAGUACUAAAAGAAUUGUGUCAACUUCACAGUAGUGGUUGGUAAACAAACAUAUUUGUUGUUGGUUCUCUUUCGUGUACCUCUGGAAUUAUUAAAAACUUCGUAACAAAACUUCAAUAGCCUUCAAUAUGCCGGAAAAUCAAGAAAAUACUAGCAAUAAAACAUUUAAGCAACGGAAAACCUUUGGUAUGUUGAGCCUUUAAUAAGUGAUUUGUGUUUGUGUUGUUGAACGAUUCAACCGGAGGCUGAGUGACUCUGAGUCAGUCAGUAUGAUGGUCAUGGAACUACUACUUCAGUUUAGUUGCACACAUUGCGUGAUUCUCAGAGUUGUCAGAGUCUUAUCAUUACUACACAUAUCUUUCUAUUUUAAGAAGUUUUUAGACUUAAACUUAAAGUUAACUCGGUAAAUUCAGAGAACGCGGCCCGCGUUUAUUUCCAUGCGCGCACUUUUACGUCUUAAAUCGAUCCCUAUACUCACUAUACUAUGCCAUAACCGUAACCUGAACCCUAAAUCGAUCCCUAUGCCUAACCCGAACCCUAAAUCUAUCCCCAAGCCUAACCCGAACCCUAAAUCAAUCCCUAUACUAUACUAUGCCUAACCUUAACAAAGUCAACGAACAGCUGUUAAAGUUAAGGGGUUAAGGUAACUCAACUUUACUAUUUAAAUUUUCAGAAAGUGCGGCCUACAAAUAUAAAUAAUUUAUUAUAAUAUAAUAAAUAAAUACAGCGGAACCUCUCAUAACGAGUUUAAUUCGUUCCAGACUCUUACUCGUUAAGCGCGUAAAUGAAACAAUUUUUUCCAUACAAAUCAAUGUAAAAUGCGAUAAUGCAUUCCAUGCUGAAAAAAUACUAAUUUAAAAAAAAUUUUUUUUAACAUUUAUUCAAAUAAAAUCACUUAUGAAUUGUUAAGGAGUGUAACAACUUGGAAUACAAUUUAGAUUUGAAACAAAAAACGUAAAUAAAAAUAAAAAUAUGAAUUUAUGACAAAUAAUUAAUCCGCCCUGGGUGCCAACCUUAAGAGGGUACCAAAACUUGAUUAUUGAAUCUGAACCAGUUUGCUUGGGAGCUGACCAUUCGACUGGAAUUUAAGAAUUUAAAAAAAAUCAUUUUCAGACCCACUUUGGGGGGGGGGGGCAGAAACAGUUUUGAUGAAUUUUUCCAGGAAUUUCUUGCUUUUCAGUCUCAAAUGCUCCAGAGUUGACUCUGAUGACCAUCCUGUACCAAAACUUGAUUAUUGAAUCUGAACCAGUUUGCUUGGGAGCUGACCAUUCGACUGGAAUUUAAGAAUUUAAAAAAAAUCAUUUUCAGACCCACUUUGGGGGGGGGGGGGGCAGAAACAGUUUUGAUGAAUUUUUCCAGGAAUUUCUUGCUUUUCAGUCUCAAAUGCUCCAGAGUUGACUCUGAUGACCAUCCAUGCCAGACCAAAAUGCCAGAAAAACGGAAAUUCCAUGGGAAAGUGGUCUGUUUCCAUUCCCCAGGUUUGGUCCGAGAAUGAUUUUUAAAAUAAUUCCUGUUGAUGGCUCACAAGCCAACCUGUUCAACUGGCAAAGUUUUCUGGAAUCUGAUGCUAGAAUUUGAUCCUGCAUCUUUGGAAACCUCAAGGAGCCAAAUUUCGUCACAGCACCAAUAUUUCAUCUUGAAAUUUAAUUCUUAAAAAUUAAAUAUGUUAAAAUAAUAGGGACCAUUUGGAGGUAAAAUUAAAUUCACUAAAACAAUACUUAAUCUGCGUAGGCUUUUUAAACUAGCUAAUUUAAUAGGACAUUACGUUCACUUUUACAAUCAACUAAAUAGACCAACUGGCCUAUGACUAAUUAUCAUAAUUUGCAAGAAAGCCACACAAAAAAAAAUUGAGGUGGGGGGGGGGGUUAGUUAAUAUUUUGUUAGGUUGCUUAGUUGAGCAGUGCUUCAACAACAAAGAUAUUCAGCUAUGAACAUCUAUUGCAACUGAUGGAGCAUGAUUAAUGUCAGUUAACUUUUUUUAAUAUUUCAUGUGUCUUACUCAAUUAUUGUGCUAUUCAGCUCCAACAUCUGGCUGCUGAAAUUACUUAAUAAAAUAUAAUAAAAUAAAUGGUCAAGUGAGUUAAAUUUAAGCCCACUCUUUCAGUGAUUGACAAUUCUGCAAACUCUUAUGUUGAGAAUCAUGUUGAGAUUUUUGGUAAACACAACUGCUUCACUUGGUACUGAUGAGACUAAGACAUUUAAAACCAGACAGUGAAAACUGUUAUCCCUUUACCAAGCCCUUACAUUGCAUUAAAAAUAAUUGACCAUUGAAAACGUCAGAUAUCUAAAAUUCUUUAAAAAGUGUAAGUAUUGCAUGAUCAAAUUAAUCAGCUAUUUAUUGAAUUAAUGCAAGUAAAAAAAGGUUCAUUGGGUUUACAUUAAAUUCUUUUUUAUUAUAUAUGACACUUGUAUAUUUGUGUUAUUAUAUUCCAUCAUGUAUACUUUUACUUAGAGAAUUCUUAUAUAGGGAUAAGAAACAGGGCACUAGGCAUGAGUAUAUUACUUUGAGGUUAGAGGGGACCAGCAGAAAAUUAAAAAAAAAACAAAAAAAACACUUAGCUAGAUAAUGAAUCCAAACAGAUAUCAGGCAAUAUUUUACACACACAAAGAAAGGAAAAUAAUAGAAUGUUUAUUAAAGCAUUUGACUGUCCACAAUUGUUCUACCUACUGGGAGGUUUCCAUAGAUGGAAAAAAAUUCCCUGGGAGACAAAGUGUUUAGUUAGAAUAGUCGGCAGUAUGAAAUUAUUUUGUAUUGAAAAAUAAAGUUAAAAAGUAGAUAUUCUUUAUUAACCCUUAUUACUCCUCCAUAUUUAAAAUCGAUUGUUGAGAGGGGAGGAGCGGUAAUUAAGAGUGGCAGUCCAUUUAUUAUAUUUAAGUUCAUGUGAUGAUUUAUAAGUGAUGAGAAGGUGGAAAUAAGCUGUGUGCAAUGAUAGAUAUCUAGAUGAAGUUUAAGGAUUGAAUUAGUUUUAAAUUCUUAUGACCUGGCCUAAACAAAAACUUGACUGCCAAAAGCAAGGUUUUCAUGUGAAGAUUAGUUCAUUGUUAUAUUUACUGGCUAUAAUCUGUAUACUUUGACUUACUUUGUUCACUUGGCUAAAUAUAAAUUUGAUGUUGCAUGUUGCACAGGCAGUCAGGCCAUUAUGGUCUGCAGGAUAACUUUUGUUAUCACUAUUCACAAGCAGAUAUGUUUGUUUUUUUUACCCACCAGUCAAAUACUUAGGCCCUGAUUAUAGUUCUGAAGAAAAAAAUCCUAUAGGACCUAAUCUGGCACACCACCUACUUACUCCUUAGCCCUCAUUUACCAUGGUUACAUAAUAAUGAUUUGAUUCUUGAGGAAAAUAUAAUGAAAAUUUAACAAUUCCAUCAAAGGGUAAAGGUGAAUUACUUCUCUUAUGGGUCACAAAAUGGAUUCACUGGGCUGUGCGUAGUUCACAUUCAAAAGUAAAUAAAUAGUGGAACAAGACAUGUUUAGGCUUGAAAAGAAAAGACAGGACGAUUAAACGGACAUUUCAGCCUGAUGCCUUCUUCAGAUGGACAAGACAAAACAAGAAGCAACAGAUCCUUUAAAUUAAUAAUAGACAUGAAAAGGCAUGUUUCCUUUAUGUGCCAUCUUUUCUUGUCAAGACCUGAACAAAUCUUGUUCUGCAUUGUCUGCUGGAAGGGGCAUCUAGUCAAAACAUUUGUUUAACUGUCCCAUCUUUUCUUGUCAAGACCUGAACAAAUCUUGUUCUGCAUUGUCUGCUGGAAGGGGCAUCUAGUCAAAACAUUAGUUUAACUGUCCCAUCUUUUCUUGUCAAGGCCUGAUCAAGUCUUGUUCUGCAUUGUCUGCUGGAAGGGGCAUCUAGUCAAAACAUUUGUUUAACUGUCCCAUCUUUUCUUGUCAAGGCCUGAUCAAGUCUUGCUCCACUACUUAUUAACUUCACACUGCUUGAAGGCAGGGCCCCAUUGUUGUUGCAUUGAAAAACAAAUCAGUCACAUGCAAGCUGAGACAAGCCAUUUUGAAGGCGGUAAAAAAAAAGGCUAUUAUUUGGCAUCAAAUAAAAUUUAAGUGGUACAAAUAUAUGGGGAAAGUGCACAACGAUGCAUAAUAAUAAGAAGGGUAGGGGGAACCACUUUAGUUAGAUCUGCCCCAAACAAAUCUCUGCACAGCCUCGAAUGAGAAGGAGAGGGGGGGCACCUCUUUAGAUCUGCACCAAACAAUUCUCUGCAUAGCCUCUGAACUUUAUAUAAACCAAGUUUCAAGGCUGGGCAAAAUUUGGGUGUUUUGUUUUAUUCAUGUUAUAAAUUAUUUUUGGCUUUUUCUUCCCCAUAAUUUUUUUUAUCAGCGGUGAGGAAAGAGGAAGUUGAAGGGAUACGACAGAAAUUUCCUAACAAAGUGCCGGUAAGGCUGCUAGCAUAAUGUAACAACUGUUUUAAAGCAAAAUUUAAAGUGGUGGGGGGAGUGUUGUAUCUUUGGUUUUAAUUUGUAUUGAGUGGGACUGUACUGUAUCUUCUUUCAGAACUAAAUGUAGAUGAAGUAGACACAAGGCUAGUGAUAGCAAAAAUAGUUUUAUUUUAAUCAAGAGAUUAACGACCAGCCAGUUUACAAGUCUAAUUUAGUGGCUACCAUUACCAGCUAAUGAUUUACAAGAUUGAUUUAGUGGCUACCAUUAGAACUAAUGAUUUACAAGGUUAAUUCAGUGGCUACCAUUACCAACUUAUGAUCUACAAUGUUAAUUUAGUAGCUACCAUUACCAACUAAUGAUUUACAAGGUCUAUUCAGUGGCUACUAUUACCAACUAAUUAUUUACAAUGUUACUUUAGUAGCUACCAUUACUAACUAAUUAUUUGCAAGGUUAAUUUAAUGGCUACCAUCUCACAUUUUUAAAUCCAUCUAUUCAGGUUAUAGUAGAAAGAUUCCACAAAGAGACAACACUACCUGUUUUAGACAAGACCAAAUUUUUAGUCCCGCAGGAGCUGACCAUGUCUCAGUUUCUCACCAUCAUCAGGUCAAAUUUUGUUUAUUUCAACUUUUGUUGGCUCUCGCUGUUUGUAUCAAAGAAUGAACUGGUCUUUUUCAUGAAUGUCUGAGGCUGUGAUGUAUGCAUCACAAACACUCAUCAUGUGAUAUGUGAAUCUACUAGGUUGUCAGGCUAUGGGAUGUCAUCAACAAUUUUAUAUAUUUUCAUUACGGAGGAUUUUGAUUGCUGUAGUAAUGAAUAUACAUGAAAACUUUUGUUGUAGUUUUGUACAUAAUUAUAAUUAACACUUCCUUCCUGUUUGAUUUGAAUUAUUUACUUUACAGAAUAAGACUGUCGUGGGGUGUCUUAUAGAGUACUUAUGAAAUUAAAUUGACAUCUGAUUAAAAGAAAUAAAUGUUUAGGGAACAUGAAGAAAUUUAUAAUUUAUUCAAAUUUAUUAUUCUCCUCUUCAGGAAUCGAAUGUCUCUCAAUUCGAACCAGUCAUUUUAUCUGAUUUUAAACAACAAGAGCAUAUCCAGCAUGUCCUCAACUAUAGCCGAGGUCUACAGGGACGAGAAGGAUGACGAUGGCUUCCUUUAUAUGACCUAUGCUUCACAGGAGAUGUUUGGCUCAUCCAACUGACAGAUUCUGUAGGGUACGAGAACAGACAUUGGAAGACUAUGAUUAAUUAAACCACCAAGUCUAAGCUCUAAUUCAUGUCAAAAUAUGCACAAGAGCCAAGGGGCUUAUAUUUUAAAAUAUAUAUUUAAUUAAAAAUUAAUUUACAUUAAUUCAUGAUCUAACUUUGAAUGACACUGUUAUUUAAAUAUCAGAAUUUAAACCACCUUAAAUUUGAAAUUGACUAAAUAUAUUUAAGUAAUCAUAGAUGCAAAUCACUGGAAAAGAAGCAUGUUUUUUUUUAAAUAUUUUACUUUGAUUUUUAUGAGUAGUUAUAAGCCAGAUAAUGUAUUGAAAAUUCAAGGAAGAGCAGACAAACACAGAUUUAUAAAAGGUAUUUAAAUUAAUCAUUAAUACUGGUACCAAUAAUGAUAAGUUAAUGAGGAGGGGAGGGUUGUAGUGAGUGGUAAAUGAAGGUUUAGCAGCCAAAUUAUAAAAUUAGUUUAGAUUAUUCAGCGUAUGUUUCAGAAGUACUUACAAAAUAAGCCACUAUAAAAUUGGUCAGGGAAAAAAAUUCAAUAAUUUUGAUUAAUAGUUACAAUAAGGGAUUAAAAAGGUAUCACGGCGGUCCUAUGGAAUGGUGAGUCAAACUGUUAUGACUAUAAAUGUGUUGUUGAAUCAAUAAUGUGCCUUAUUUAAACCACUGGCAUGUGCCGCCAUGGAGUUGUGUCUUAUUUAAGUCAUGGACAUGUGCUGCCAUAGAGGUGUGUCUUAUUAGAGCCACAAGUGUUCUGUGUGCAAGGGAACUGAAAGUUUUAAAUCAGUGUUUUCAUGAUCAGAAAUAGCAAUAUAUAACUUGUCUCAACUUUCAUAAAUUUUGCUUUUUUUUGCUUUUUUCAUAUUCCAUGUUUCUGAUCGGCUGACAGAAUUCGCUUGAAAUUAUAUCUUUCAUGAUACAAACUGCUGACUUAAAAUAUACCCAGAAAACAAAAAGAUGCUUUGAUAUAUCUUUAUCUGCUUCCUUAAAUAGAUUUGAUCUUUCUCUUAUCAUGUAAUCCAGGUUAAAAAUACUGGUACUGGUACAUCCAACACUGUCCUCUCAAACUUUCAAAAGACUCAAUUUCAUACCUGAGAGGGACUUUCUUUAAAAUAGAUAAUUCAUUUAGCUUUUUGACUAAAAAUUGAUCAAGAGAUCAGAGAACCGUACCACAAAAGAGUGAUUUAAAUAGACUGUCGAGGUGAGGUAUGAUUUGAUUGCACAUGUAUUGUAUAUAUAACAAUUUUCUUCUUCGAAUAGUUAACAUGUAUAGUUUCUUGUAUGUACAACUUCUUCAUAGAUCUCCCAGAAACUGAGCAUUAAAUCAAUUUAGAUUAAACAUAGUGUAACUCAAUGAUUAAAACUGAGGAUACCUUCCAUAAAAAGUUAAAGCUAAUGUAGGAUCUUCCAUAAAGAGCACUUGUGAUUUAUUGUUUACCACUGUUACUAUUGUUAGAGCCCGGAUUUCUUAUUCUAAUUCAGUUCAUGUAAAUAGAAGGCUUAGGCAAACACUAAGGUGUUUUCAUUUAUUUGAGACAUUUUUACCCACCAUAAUUAAAAAAUCUGACCAAUGCACAUAGGAAUUGUUGUUGAUUAUUGACUUUUUGAUUGUGAUUAUUGACUCUUUGAGUGUGAUAUUGACCUGUUCAUUGUGAAUAUUGGCUUGUUGGAUUUUUAACUUUAAAAAAUUACAGUUCUCUUCUGUAAAUUGUUCUUUUUUUUUUUUCAUUUCAUUGAGUGAUUAUAAGGCCAUUGAAGCUAUGUGAUGAAACAAAACAAUGAAUAAAAAAUCUCUCUGACAUUCCAAUUAUUUAUGUCUAAAGAUUAAAACUUUUUUUAAUUGUGAAAAUAAAUAAAAUAAAUCAUUAUAUUUAAAGAAAGUUUUCAUAUAGCUGACAAACAAUCAGAAAAAAGUCUUAAAAGCUCAUGCCCUGUGAACCUGCUCUCUUUGAAAUCUGGCACAACUCACCCAGCACAAUCAUCUUUUAACAUGCACAUUAAGAGAGUAGGUAUCACAAUUCAUUUAACUUCCUCUUAUAGCCGACAUGAUUACUUCCCUUAUAAAAGACACGGCUGACUUCCCCUUAUAACUGACAUGGUUGACUUCCCAUUAUAUUUAUAAUAAUAACUCUUUACAUUUUUUUGGAUUUUUUAUUGUGUUGGUUAUUUUUGAUUCAUAAUUUAAUAUUUUUUUAAAAAGAUUUUACAAGGGAAAGCUGUUUCUUUUAAGAAUAAUUUCUUAUGUUUGGUUAUAUUAUAUUUGUUAUAUUUGGUCGUAGUGAUCUUUUUAUGAUAUACCUGCACUGUGAUGUUUUGGAUUGGAUGAUUUCCUCUUCAAUAAAAAAUGUAUUGUAACAUAAAUAAUUUCAAAAUGUUCUUAAAUUUUGCCUAACUGUCAAAGAAAUUUUACUUGACAGACUAUAUUAAUUAUAAGUUGUAAAUAAAUGGUGAAAUGAAAAAUAAAAAAACAGGUUAAUAUAUUUGUAUUAAUAAUAUAAGGAAUUUGAAAAAGUAUUGAUAAGGAUUAUUGAUAUUUCUUUUUUAAAGAAAUUUUACUUGACAGACUAUAUUAAUUAUAAGUGGUAAAUAAAUGGUGAAAUGAAAAAUAAAAAACAGGUUAAUAUAUUUGUAUUAAUAAUAUAAGGAAUUUGAAAAAGUAUUGAUAAGGAUUAUUGAUAGUUCUUUUUUUAAGGACAUUAUGUCAUUUACAUGUCUACAGUGGAAAUGAUAGAAUCUUUUUGAGUAAUCAAAAAUGUUAUUUUUAAUUGGUGCAGAAUUUAAAUUUUCCUUUUUCAUGUUUUAUAACUUUCAAAUUAGGGAAAACUUCUAAAGCUAUUUUUGGAGUAGGGCAUCCCUUUGUUGUCAAGUGUUAAUACCCAAUGUGUCUUGUGUCAAUGGCCUGAGUGAAAUUUUAUAAUUUAAACAAUUUUAUUCUUGACAAAAUGAUACUAUAUUUCAUGGCUUCCAUUUUCAUAUUUAAAUAUUUUUUUUUUAAAAUCUAUAUUUGUGACCUUUGACCCAGUGUUGCUAAAAAUAUAAGUAUAUUCCUAUCUGAUCUUUAUCUUUAGAUCUUUUAUAAACCAGGGGUCACAUUUAUUAACCAAGAAAUUAAAAAUCUUAACAACUUUUUUAAUUCUACUUUACAAAUUCAUAUUAAUAAUACUAUAUAAUUUUAUUAUCAUUACUGAAUGUAAUUGUAGCAUAUAAGGCAGAUGACUCCAGUGCAAUGGACUUUUUGAUGUUAUAUUCUUCAACUGUUUAAAAAAAAACUUUCCAUAUUUUGCUGAUUGCAUUUGACAAAUUUCUUGUUCAUGGUAUUUAAUAAAACAUUAUCAAAA
Molecule: messenger RNA, 8963 nt
Organism: Lymnaea stagnalis (great pond snail)
Lineage: Eukaryota; Metazoa; Mollusca; Gastropoda; Lymnaeidae
Source: the annotation of a GenBank genome assembly